This is a messenger RNA of Delphinapterus leucas (beluga whale), 921 nucleotides long. Lineage: Eukaryota; Metazoa; Chordata; Mammalia; Artiodactyla; Monodontidae. The record is from RefSeq and is a predicted model, not a curated record.
AUGGUCCCCCUUAGGGACAGCUGUGGUCUCAGUCAGGAAGAAGGUCCAGAGAGGUCCGAGGGAAUGGUCCCUCUUGGGGAUAGUUGGAGCCACAGCCAGGAAGAAGGCCUAGAGAGACCCCAGGGGAUGGUCCACUUGAGGGAUAGCUGGAGUCUCAACCAAGAAGAAGGUCCAGAGAGACCCCAGGGGAUGGUCCCCCUGGGGGCCAGUGGGAGCUACAGCCAGGAAGAAGUUCCCAAAAGAUCCCAGGGGAAUGUUCCCCGGGGGGACAGCAGAAGCCAGAGCCAGGAGGGAGACCUAGAGAGGUCCCCGAGGACCAUCCCCCUGGGGAACAGCAGAAGUCACAGGCAAGACAAUCCAGAGAGGCCCCAGGACUGGCCCCUGGGGGUCAGCAGAAGCCAGAGCCGGGAAGGAGGUCCACAAGGGCCACAGGGGAUGCCCCCACCACUGUUCAACAGGAGACAUGGCCAGGAAGGAGGUCCAGAGAGGCCUCAGGCAACUGCCCAGGGGGACAGCUGGAGCCCUAGUGGGAGAGAAAACCCAAAGAAACAACAACCUCAGGGGUAGAAGACCAAGCGGCCAAAAGGGAAAAAAGCCUCAGAAUCACACCACCAGGAGAAGUCUGCCUCAGGCUGCAGUUCAGUGAAUUGGGAGUGCCCGUGGUGUAAAGCAAUGAAUUUUCCAUGGCACAAGGCCUGCUAUGAAUGCAAGAAAGUCUGCAUGGCAGUUGAGAGUGGAGGCCCCGACCCAGGACAAACCCACUGAUUUCAGGAAGGUGCUGAAUUCUGGGUGGCUGAAGCUGAUUGGUUGACACCCUGCAGAAGCUGAAGUCAAGACUGUUUUUUUGAGGGAGACGCAAGAGGGAAGAGAUAUGGGAACAUAUGUAUAUGUAUAACUGAUUCACUUUGUUAUAAAGCAGAA